UUCUGUUCACAUUCUUUGCAUCGUUCCUUACUUCCUUCUAAAAAUUGUGAUGCAGCCUCAAACUAAAAAAUACCUUGCAGACCUGGCACUGUUUGCCUUGUCGCAGGCUGCGUUUUACUAUGCGUUCAAGUACAUUAUAUCAUCCAUGGAUCCACUGAAGACAAAGAAGAAGGAUGCGCAUGAAAAGAGUGCCAAGGUCCUGGAUCGGCUCGGGCACCGCGAUAUUAAACUUAAUGAGUAUGAACAAGUGAUUGCUUCAGAAGUGAUCCAUCCAGAGGACAUCAAGGUCGAUUUUGAUCAGAUUGGUGGAUUGGAUCCGAUUAUCCGUUCUCUACGCGAGAGUGUUAUUUUGCCCCUGAAUCACCCUGCGUUGUUCACAAGCGCUUCUGGAUUGUUGGGCGCACCUAAAGGAGUAUUGUUGUAUGGACCUCCGGGAUGUGGCAAGACCAUGCUGGCCAAGGCUCUCGCCAAGGAAUCAGGUGCAACAUUUAUUAAUAUGCACGUUUCAACUUUGACUGACAAGUGGUUUGGAGAAUCCAACAAACUUGUUGCAGCCUUGUUCUCUCUUGCACACAAGAUGCAACCAGCCAUUAUCUUUAUAGAUGAAAUCGACUCUUUCUUGAGAGAACGCAGGAGUAACGAUCAUGAAAUCACGAGCAUGAUGAAAGCCGAGUUUAUGAGCAUGUGGGAUGGUCUUACAACUGGCGAGGACACUAGGAUCAUUGUUCUGGGAGCUACCAACCGUCCAAACGAUAUUGACUCUGCUAUUCUCAGGAGAAUGCCAAAACGGUUUGCGAUUAAAUUGCCUUCAGACGAGCAGCGCAUGAACAUUUUAAAGUUGAUGCUUUCUUCGACUAAACUCGAUCCAAGCUUUGACUUCAAAAAGCUGGUACAGAAGACAGCUGGGUUUUCAGGAAGCGAUUUGAAGGAAGCUUGCAGGAAUGCAUCCAUGCUGCCCCUGCGCGAGUAUCUGCGUUCAAAGGGGUCAGAUACGAAAGGGGCUCUUGAGGGAGUAGUCUUGGAUCGGGAUGAAGUGCGCCCAUUGCGUCUGUCAGACUUCUUCCAGCAUGAUGCCACCGAGGAAUCAUCAUCGCAUGUCAUUUUGGAACAGGAGUCUGUUGACUAAACCAAAGGACAAGCAACAGAUGAAAAAAAAAAAAUUUAAAGAUUUAUAGAAGUUGAACAAAAGAUAAAGUGUCGAGCAUAUAAUUUUCUGUACGAUAUUUGAUCCAUAAACGAGCAAUGUGGUAGUUUUUUAC
Lobosporangium transversale is the source of this 1259-nucleotide messenger RNA. Its product is annotated as P-loop containing nucleoside triphosphate hydrolase protein. The coding region runs from base 50 to 1126 and encodes 358 amino acids. Gene Ontology annotation, molecular function: ATP hydrolysis activity; ATP binding. Gene Ontology annotation, cellular component: mitochondrial outer membrane. The transcript is spliced from 5 exons. The record is from RefSeq and is a predicted model, not a curated record. Lineage: Eukaryota; Fungi; Mortierellomycota; Mortierellomycetes; Mortierellales; Mortierellaceae.